Molecule: messenger RNA, 701 nt
Organism: Vitis vinifera (wine grape)
Lineage: Eukaryota; Viridiplantae; Streptophyta; Magnoliopsida; Vitales; Vitaceae
Product: cupin domain-containing protein-like
Exons: 2
Coding region: 241-588 (115 amino acids)
Source: RefSeq, a predicted model, not a curated record
GAGGGCCAUGAGUCAAAUGAAAAUAAAUGAGGAGAGGCAAGCUAUAUAUCCAAACCCUUCAUUCAUCCUUUACCAUCAGCAUUUUUUUUUUCCCUCUCUCUACUUCCAUCUUUCAUUGAAAAAUAGAGAAUAAGCCCACAAUAUAGACAAAGUCUAGAGUUCUACUAUUGUAAUUAAAAACCUUGUUGCACUAGAGUUAUCAUCAUCUUCAACAUUCUUUCUCUCUCAAACACAUUUACCAUGGCUGCAGACUCCAACCAGAGAAUUAUAGUGGAGAAGAACCCUUCAGAAUCGAGGCUGUCUGAACUGGGCAUCAAGUCUUGGCCCAAAUGGGGUUGUUCUCCUGGGAAGUAUCAACUGAAAUUUGAUGCAGAAGAGACGUGUUAUCUGCUGAAAGGGAAGGUGAAGGCUUAUCCAAAAGGGUAUUCAGCGAAUGAAGAUGAGGGGUGUUGUGUGGAGUUUGGGGCUGGAGAUCUUGUGAUCUUGCCCAGGGGGCUCAGUUGCACUUGGGAUGUAUCUGUGGCCGUUGAUAAACACUACAAAUUUGAGUCAACUUCAUCAUCACCAUCGUCCUCAUCAUCCUUCUAGGAUUUUCUUUUCUUUUUUUUUUUUUUUGUAAAUUUGAUUGUAAUAUUGUUGGAUGAUGGAUGGUCAAAGAUAGAGCAAGCAAUUGGUCAAUGCAUGUGUCCUGUUCAAACUCA